CCCACAGGGACCAAGGAGGACACACACACGGCCCUAUCCAUCCAUCCCCAUCACAUCUCUGCGCCACCCGAACGAGAGAGCCACCAGCAAGCCAGCCAGCCAGCCAUGGCCUCCUCCGCCUCCCGCGACGCCGCCACCUUCCAGCUCUACCGGCCCAUGGCAAUGCCGACGCCCAUGCCCCAGUCGAUGGCAAUGCCCUUCUCGUCCGAGCCCGCGGACGCCGUGGUGCCCGCGGCGCCGGCGCCGAGGAAGGCGGGCUCGGCAGCCAAGGGCGCCAAGGACCGGCACAGCAAGGUGAACGGGCGCGGGCGGCGCGUGCGCAUGCCGAUCGUGUGCGCGGCGCGGGUGUUCCAGCUCACCCGCGAGCUGGGUCUCAAGUCGGACGGCCAGACCGUGGAGUGGCUGCUGCGGCAGGCGGAGCCGUCCAUCCUCGCCGCCACCGGCUCCGGCACCACCCCCGCCGUCUUCUCCUGCUCCUCCGCGCCCUCCACGUCCGCCGUCUCCCUCCUCGGGAUCGGGAGCAAGCGCCCGCGCGAGGACCAUGACCAGCAGGCGCCGUCGUUCUGGGAGGCGCUGCAGGCUCGGCCCGUGCCCGUGCCCUGGGGCAUCUCCCCGUCGCAGGAGGCGCAGGCGUACGCGUCGUCGGUGGUGGUGGCGCAGGGGCACCACCACCACCACCUGAACCUGCUCUCCGCGCUCACCGGCGCCGCCAGGCGGCCGGAGGAGGAGUCCCGGUGACUGACUGACGUGAUCGCGCCCGCUGACCGGCCGUGGCUCUAAAUUCUUGGAGCCAGCCAAGCCAGGUGUUCUUGCUGUUGUGUGGCUUUGCCCUACUACGACGUGCUUUCGCAUUCCCUUUAUUAGUUCCUUCCUCCUCCUUUGCGUGCAUUGUGGUGUGCUUUCUUUUGCGUGAUUUUUGGGCUGGAGAAGAACCGGGAAUCUGAUCAGAGAUUCCUUCCAAGGUAGUAGCAACUGUAGAUACAGGUCUUUAGAUCGCACUCCAUUUCGUCGGGUUUGCGCUCGUGUCCUUUGUUACAGUGUGUAUGAUACACACUGCUGCCAUGGUUGAUGGCUUCUGUCAUUCUCUGCUGUGAUUGUAACACAGCGCUGUGCUGCGCCGGUGCUCCAUCCA
Molecule: messenger RNA, 1132 nt
Organism: Lolium perenne
Lineage: Eukaryota; Viridiplantae; Streptophyta; Magnoliopsida; Poales; Poaceae
Cellular component (GO): nucleus
Molecular function (GO): sequence-specific DNA binding; DNA-binding transcription factor activity
Source: RefSeq, a predicted model, not a curated record